Messenger RNA from Vollenhovia emeryi, 6916 nucleotides. RefSeq names its product zinc finger protein 320-like. The transcript is spliced from 8 exons. Gene Ontology annotation, cellular component: nucleus. Bases 192 to 1865 code for a protein of 557 amino acids. NCBI's taxonomy places the organism in Eukaryota, Metazoa, Arthropoda, Insecta, Hymenoptera, Formicidae. The record is from RefSeq and is a predicted model, not a curated record.
AUGGCCCUAGAAUCAAAUGGCAACAACGUGGUGUGGUUGAACACAACCCGUCCUGAUCAGAUACAGCAGACACUGGGAUACCUGUCGUUAUUGUAAUUUCACUCGAUUGGCGAGACCCCAGCCAGCCGGAGCGUCUGACGAGCCUUUCUGAUUAACAGAGUCAACCGAUCGAGCAGCCUUUGAAGUGUUCCAUGUUUACUCAAACGGAACAGACUAACAGUUUCACCCAGACGGAACAGAGCAAUUCGAGUUACGGGGAUCAGAGACAGCAGCAAACAGCAAUGUUUGACCCGCAGCAAAUACAGCAGCAGCAGGCUGCUGCGCAGAGCCAGCAGUCGCAGCAGCAGCAGCAGACCCAGCAGAUGUAUGUCACGUCGGACAAGAAGGAGGACAAGUCCCAGCAGCAGCAGCAGCAGCAGGCGACCACCACCGAGUUCCCCCCCUCCUUCUACUACAACGUCAACAUGCUGCAGAAGGUUCAGACAAACGCGGUGAGCACAAUCAGUGCAAUCACCGAUGACAAGGGUUGUUACCGUUUCGAUGUUCAACCUGUCGGUUAUAAUACAUUGCUAAACCAGAUGAGCAUUGCCGCCGCCAAUGCGACCUUCAAGUGCGACAUUUGCGGCCUGGUCUUCGGCCACUUGAGCCUGCUGCAGCAUCACAAGCGGAUUCACACCUCGACGCCCAGCAAUCUGCAGCAACAGCCGCAGCAGAUUGUGGUGCAAACGCCGACGACAGUGACCGUCGCCACCACGCCGGAGAGACCGUACACUUGUGACGUUUGUGGAGCGUGUUUUGCAUUACCGGGAGAAUUAAAAAGUCAUAAGACAAACAUGCAUCAGAAACCUAAGGUGCAAAUUUGUGAGGAUUGUGGCAGUGAGGACCCGUGCGAACAUCAUCCGACUAAAGUUAAAAAGACUAUCAAACCUGGCCAUCAUCCUGUGAAACGAAGGGGUGUCACCAGCGUCACCAAGUGUCACAAGUGCAACGGCACGGGCAUUAUUUUUAUUGGUAAACACGACGAAAAACUAGAUUCCGGAAUCAGUUCCCUCGCAAAGUGUGGCGGCUGCAAGGCUACAGGCCGCAUCCUCAUAGGAAGUGGCAAGCAAAACAGUCAAAAUCAGACGGAAAAGCCAUUUCACUGUAACGUUUGCGAUGGUACAUUUUCUCGAUAUUCUUCGCUCUGGUCUCAUAAAAGACUUCAUUCGGGAGACAAACCAUUCAAAUGCGAAGUCUGCGGCUUAGCCUUUGCAAAGGCUGCCUAUCUAAAAAAUCACGGAAGGGUUCACACCGGCGAGAAACCGUUCAAGUGCAACGUUUGCGGCAUGCAGUUCUCGCAGAGCCCCCACUUGAAGAAUCACGAGCGAAUUCAUUCCGGCGAGCGACCCUAUCAGUGCGAGGUCUGCGAAAAGACGUUCGCCAGACACUCGACGCUCUGGAAUCACAGGAGAAUUCACACCGGCGAGAAGCCGUACAGGUGUAACAUCUGCGGCUCCGCCUUCAAUCAAGCCACGCAUCUCAAGAAUCACGCGAAGGUCCACACCGGCGAGAAGCCACACAGGUGCGACAUAUGUGAGAUUGGCUUUUCCGAUCGUUUCGCGCUGAAGCGUCACCGUGCGAUCCACGAGAAGUAUGGGCAGACGGCGCGGAACCAGAACGCGAACAACCCGGCGAACGCACAACAAGCCAACGCGAGUAGUCAGCAGCAGUCGCAGCAGCAGCAGCAACAGCAGCCGCAGCAGGCGCAGCAGGGCCAGGUCGUGGUCGUGAACGCGUCCACUCCCGUCACCGUCAGCCAAGCGCAAGGCCAAGUUAUGCUUGAAGAGGUCUACAAGUGUCAGGUGGCCUUCCCAGAGCCUAAAUGAUUCAGCUAGAGAAUACCUUUCAGGAGCUGGUAAAGGGGUUAACUUUUUUAACCUUUUUCUUUUUAUAUUAAUCUCGAGAACGGCAAAAUCCAUGGAUAACAGAUGUCUGGAUUUUCUGACUACUCUGAAAGAGUCAAGUGAAUUCUGCAUGAGUGACUGAACGACGCGUCUCCAUUUUUUUUCUUUUCUUUUACGUGUGUGUGUACGGCCACUAUGGAUUCUGCGGAAGAAUAUUCGGUGACUGUCGAUAGAUUGGACUUAGAUAUGGAUAAAGAUUUCAAGGGAGGAAAACAAGAGAAAAGUAUGGACGGAAGGACUCUGCGUGAAGUUACGCGAGUGAGAAAUUUCGUGAGAUGUAUCCCUGGGAGUUUCAUUCGUAAUAUACAAUUGGACGAUUCCCAACCGCCAGGAUCAACGAAGUCUUUUUGUGAAGUAAUAGAGAAACACGUCUACCUUUAUAUUUUGCCAUUCGGAAAAGGUGGAAGAACAAUUGAAUCGUGUCGCGGCAUAUUUCGUAUACAUUAGUUUUCUAAAGUAAACAAAACGGAAAAUGUAAUUAUAAUCGUAUCAUUCUUUCUUACAUAUGUGUAAUAAUCGUUGAUUUGUCCACGAGAGAACAAAAUUGCUAGACGUCUUGCCAGUAUCUCAUGAUAUCUCAUGAAUGGCAUUGUGCAAUAGUUCCGACAAAUUUUGCGAUUAGCCCGACGAUAAAGUGUACUUUCGAAUGAUUGUAACAACGGAGGAUUGCGACGGCGUGUGUUUCGGUAAUGAAGAGCGCAAGUAUAAGGUAUCGAGUAUUUCUCUCUCUCUCUUACACACACAAACACACACACACACACACACACACUCUCUCUCUCUCUCUCUCACUCUCUCUCUCACUCUUUUAAUCUAAAAUAGUUGAGAAAUGUCCAAACCUCGGCCCUUCCGGUUUUUCUUCGAUAUCGACAUGAUGAUAAAUUGUAUGUCAACGUUUAAAUUUAACUAUUUAAUUUUGGAUAAAUUAUUGCAUCAAUUACUUAUUUGACAAAUACAAAAUUUGUGCGAAAACGAACGUGUAAUCGACGAGCGGAAGCUUCUGUACGACGCCCGGGAGAUUCUGUACUUGCGGAUAGCGUGGAACGGAACGACAUCGCGGUCUGUGCGAGCCCUCUUCCGUCCAGUCAUUCGAGAUCAGUAAAGCGUCGCGUCGCCGAGAUGACGACAAUGAUCAUGAUGAAAAGCGGCGAAGGAGUAGUGCGGCAUACCUAUAUAACUCGCUGGGGCUGCAAUAAUAGUAGCGAAUAUCGACGGGCAAACUAAAUACACCGUUUUAUAAUUUUAAGAAGCCGCGAACUAUAUGAGUAUAUUAUAACUGAUGAAUAGUUGCUAGUUUGUAACAAGUAGCUGAGCUAGAUUAUAUAUACAUAUAAAUAUAAAAAAUAUAUAUAUACAUUAAUUUUUAUAUCCCCACUUGUUAAGGCGAUCCCGCACCGUCGCUACUUUUUAAGUAUCAAUGAUUAUCCAGACAAAUAGAUUGUACAUUGGUAGCUCCAUUCAUCCGUGAACACUUGUGUGCUACGCACUAUCUCACUUUCCAAGUUAUUAUUUGGAUACCCUCCCGAGAAUGCUUGUGCAACUGUUACGCAAUUUUUCAAGCGCGAAUACACGCGUCUUUACUGUUAUUUAAUUAUUUUUUGCAUCUUUAUUUCUUCGUCGUUGAGUCAUCAAACAACGUAUAUUCUAUUUCUCUUUUUAUACGAUAUAAUUUUAAAAGAUCUAAUUAUGCGAGGGAGACAGGCAUAAGCUCGAGGGUGUCCCAAAUAAUUCUUUUUACACGAAAUCAUGUGACGUACGUGUCCGCGUACACAUUACGAGACGGUCAGUCUACGUGAUUUGCUAAUAAAUUCGACUUUCGCACGGAAUCCGGAAUUGGGGAUAUUUCUGUUUUACUAAUUAACUUGUAAAAUAAAACUACGCAAUUACAUAAUUUUACUUUUACACGAUAGCAAUACCUGUUACAGUAUUUUCGACUAGAGACCAGCAACUUCACGCUGGACUUUACCUAUCCUCGUUUUCGGUUCUUCAGGAUUAGAAUAGAGCUGUCUGAGCCGUGAUUCACGAGCAAUUAAUUUUAUAGCUCGUUUAUCGCUACUUCGUGUCGCAACAUUGCCGCGCUUAUAGCUUUUACGAAUUGUAGGAGAGACGGCAAAUAGUCUUGCUACAUAAUGGCUUUAGAUAAGCUCCAACAAACACGGUCAAAGACAGAGAGACCGGUGGUGAUACACGCGCUCGAAAUCGAACUGUCGGGAGUCACAGAUUAGAUACACCUGAGUUAAAAUACAAAUCAUAGUUGCAGCAUCGCAGGUUUUAUGAUCACGAAAAGAUAAUGUUUUCUUCUCCCCUUCUGUAUUGCGAAAAAGAAAAUUUCCGUUUCAAGUCGACGCGCAAACCCCACCUACUUCGAUUACAAUCGCGAGGAUGUAAAACGGAAUAAAGAUAAUCUUCGAUCCUAACACUUGGUACAUUCUGCACGGGAGCGGCGUUUCUUCUUUUUCUCUUAGCGUUCGGGGAGAAACCAUCCUUAAUCUAAAAUGUGCUCUUUGUAUCUAGAAUUCUAUUUUAUGUGAGCCAAUCGAGACGCUUAAAAGUUAGCCGACAACGCACGAUUAAUCAACUUGUACAAAGUUUUCAAACAAGUAUUUAUUGGCUGCAAAGUAAAAUGUUUCUAGACACAUCGAAGCGAGAACGUUACACUUCAGUAUUCUGUAUAUUUACUAGAGUAGGCGCAGAUUAUUCGAUCGUUUCACUGCAGUUUCCACAGUAUUGUUACAAAUGCCGUGCUUCUUUCCGCGGUGAUUCACAUCGAGCAGACGAACAACAAACACAAAGUCAAAACUAUCUUCAAUAUGUUCGAGAUAACUGAAUGCCAGUACAAUCAGUUCGAUAGAACGUGAACAUUUCGCGUACGUCCUCCAGAGCUUUGACAAAAAUUUGCACUCGUUAAGAUUUGAACAACUCGUUGCUUGUUCGUAUGCUCGUUAUACACACGCUCCUUCUCGCGGACAAUUUACAACUUUGAAAGACAACGCGCGUAGGGUGACAAUAAAGCGACUCUCGUACAUUUCGUGUCCUUGUAAGAUUAGAAGAAAAUGCACCGUAUUGUACGAUACACGCUCAGCCAUUAAAUUAGGCGCGGAAAUAAUUUCUGUUUCUCCGAAAUAUCUUGAAUCUCUGCGAUUCGUCCAAUCCGAUCGGCGAAAGGAAUUAUUUUAGUCUGCUGUUCACGGUUAAAGGUAGAUUGAACGAUAUCAUUUUAUGACAAGUGACACGUCGUGAACGUUUCAUGUAUUUUAUAUCAUUUUAUCUCGUCGACCUUGCGCUAUUUUCUCCCUCAAGUACGAGACUCACUCCUCAUGUUUUAUAUAAUAGUUAGGUAAUUACGUAAAUAUGAAGUUUGCCGCACAGUUUUGCGUUGUGGAAACUUUUACAAUGACGGAACGUUUGUGCGCGGAAAGAAACAGUUGUAUCUACCUUCACCGGCAAACCGAUUGUAAGAUUACGGAGGCCAUUGGAAAGAUUUCAAAAUCGAAUAGGAGGGCUCUAAUCGGCGUCGCGGAACAACAUGAUGUAAAAUAAAAAAUGCACAAGACUAAUGUAAAAGUCACAGCGCGAUUGACAGCGACGCGCAGUGCGAGCGAGAUGCUCUCGACUAUGCGUCUUCAAUUGACAUUCUCGCGGAACCUAUUUUUUAGGGGGGGGAAAAGUCUCUAUUUUGAUUACAUCACUAACUCUAUCAAGCUGUGAUCAGAUGGUCAAAUUUACGGUAGUAACAUGGCUUAAAUAAGCGUCCUCAUCAAAACUUAAGACAAGUACUCUUAGAACUGUUCACGAGCGAACACUUUGCGCUGACGUGCACGCAGACGAGACUCUCUUUCGACGAUACACUUUUGUACACUUAUACCUGCGUCGAGAAACCCGUAAUUAAGGAAACGAAAAGAAUUGCGGAAGUCGCGGGAGAACCGGAGCGAGGUGUACGAAAUGUAAUUACGAAUUACUACGCGCGACUGUAUAAUUUUAAGGCGACCUGUUGAGAAUUGCUGCAGCAGAUACGGCGCCGUGUCCCGGAAUGCGUUAUCUCGUUGACUGCGUAAAAUACUGUACAUCUAUUUGCCCGAUAGCGUUUUAGUUCGGACUGAUCGGCACGGCGAAGUGACUCCGCGACGAUCCGAUCGCGCGAGGGCAGAAGCGACUUCGAGCGGUGUGUCUUCCCGCAGCAAUUCCGUUGCUCCGAGAUAAUGUUACGUCGGCGAGGAGCCCAGAGCUUCCCAGUUUGAAUCAAAAUCGUCUGGAAGCGUCUUCCUUAAUCUCAGUGUACUCUAAUUUUGCCGGGACUUCGCGAUUUAGUUGUACAUACGUCCGUGAGGAACGAAGACCCGCACCCACGAGCGAGCGGGUCCCCGGAGAGCAUAUUUUUUCACCGCUAUUUUUCGUCACUUGUGCGUCCGUAUCGAGUGUAAUUCGUCGAGCGUGUCGAACGAGCGGUUCGCCGAGGAACGACUGUAUCAAGUUUUUUUUUUACACCGUCAAGGGUCGAGGUUUCGGAAAUGGUGAAUUCACAAGAGCCGAACUUGUUUCUUCGACAAAUGUAACUUGCGUUCCCGGAAGAAUGUCACUGCACGGAACCCCCGAUGAUCCCCCUCGGACGCGCCACAUCCGACCCUUCCAGCGUGGAACUCUUAACGGCCUGAGAACGUCGACCGUUUUGCGCUUACUGUAAUUUUGUAUUUACGCAGAGUGGAGAGACGUUAACGCGCGCCCGCGUCGAAUUUGUAUAUUUCCAUUUUGCCGAAGCGUACUAUUUUUUUAAUUGUAUAACGUCCCCCUACUGUAUACCCGACUUGAUGUAACUGAUCGGUCAUUUCUGACGCAUUCAUCAUGUACGAAUGAAGGAGGUCACACCACGUGCGGAUUGAGUUGUCACGCCUCGCUGGAUUAAUUUACGAUAUACCUAUAUAUCUAUCUAUAUAACGGUAGUAGCGAUUUUUUUUAUAAUAAAACACGUUCCUAAUAAA